AUGUCUCACCAGAAAAAGCAGCCCACCCCUCAGCCCCCAGUGGGCUGUGGGAAAACCUCCGGCGGCGGCGGCGGCGGCGGCUGCGGCGGCGUCUUCUACAGCGGCGGCGGCGGUGGCUCCGGUAGCUGCGGCGGCUCCGGGGGCGGCGGCGGCGGCUCGGGUGGAAGUGUCAAGUAUUCUGGAGGCGGCGGCAGCUCCGGCUGCGGCGGCGGCUACUCUGGCGGCGGCGGCGGUGGCUCUGGUGGAAGUGUCAAGUAUUCCGGGGGCGGCGGCAGCUCCGGCUGCGGAGGCUACUCCUCCGGCGGCGGCUCCUCCAGUACCGUCUGCUACUCCAGCGGCGGCGGCGGCGGCGGCACCGGGAGCGGCUGCUACUCCAGCGGCGGCGGCUCCUCCGGGGGCGGCUGCUACUCCAGCGGCGGCGGCGGCGGCUCCUCCGGCCAGCAGGUCCAGUGCCAGAGCUACGGGGGCGUCUCUAGUGGGGGCGACUCCGGCUGCGGCGGCAUCAUCUCCGGGGACGGCUCCGGCUGCGGCAUCAUCUCCGGGGGCGGCUCCGGCUGCGGCGGCAUCUCCUCCGGGGGCGGCUCCGGAUACUUCUCGUCCUCUCAGACCUCCCAGACCCCGUGCUUGCCCCAGCAGAGCUACGGAGGGGGCUCAUCCGGCGCCGGUUGCGGCGGCGGUUCCUCCGGGGGCGGCGGCUGCGUUUCCAGCGGUGGGGGCGGCAGUGGAUCCGGCUGCGUGGGAGGCUCCUCCGUGGGCGGCGGCGGCUGCUUCUCUAGCGGUGGGGGCGGCAGCGGUUCCGGAUGCGGCGGCGGCGGCUCCUCCGGGGGUGGUUCCGGGGGUGGCAAGGGCGUCCCAGUCUGCCACCAGACCCAGCAGAAGCAGGCGCCUACCUGGCCAGGCAAGUAA
Messenger RNA from Rangifer tarandus platyrhynchus (Svalbard reindeer), 906 nucleotides. NCBI's taxonomy places the organism in Eukaryota, Metazoa, Chordata, Mammalia, Artiodactyla, Cervidae. The record is from the annotation of a GenBank genome assembly.